UCUCUCCUGCGUCGCAGGCCCAAUCUCUCUCUCUCAAUAAUGAUGGGAAGGGAAAUUAAAGAUCAUGGUCGCUGAGAAGAAGGAAAUGAGUGCCCUUGUUUGUUCCUUUACUCUCCCCCUCUCACUCUUUUUCUUUCUCUCUCUCACCUGCCUCUAUAUAUAGCAUGAACAUGAUGGCCUUCUAAAUUGUGGCCUUUCUCCUUCUCUCUGUCUAAACGUCUCAGCUGCUUUCCCUUCUUACAGUUUCUCUCGAUAAAGCUUGAAAAACCAAUUUGUAGGUCUCACAGUAUCAAUAUGGGAAGCACUGACGGAACCAACUAUGGGGCUUUCACCUAUGAGAAUCUUGAGAGAGAAACUUACUGGCCAUCUGAGAAGCUCCGAAUUUCCAUUACUGGGAGUGGUGGUUUUAUUGCCUCCCACAUUGCUCGCCGUUUGAAGAGUGAGGGCCAUUACAUUAUUGCUUCUGAUUGGAAGAAGAAUGAGCACAUGACAGAAGAUAUGUUCUGCCAUGAAUUCCAUCUCGUGGAUCUAAGGGUUAUGGAUAAUUGCUUGAAGGUUACAAAGGAUAUAGACCAUGUAUUUAACCUUGCUGCUGAUAUGGGUGGGAUGGGCUUCAUCCAGUCCAACCACUCUGUCAUUAUGUAUAACAACACAAUGAUCAGCUUCAACAUGCUUGAGGCUGCUAGGAUCAAUGGAGUUAAGAGGUUCUUCUAUGCCUCUAGUGCUUGUAUUUACCCUGAAUUUAAGCAGCUGGACACUAAUGUGAGCUUGAAGGAAUCUGAUGCCUGGCCUGCAGAGCCUCAAGAUGCAUAUGGCUUGGAGAAACUUGCUACGGAGGAAUUAUGCAAGCACUACACAAAGGACUUUGGAAUUGAAUGCCGAAUUGGAAGGUUCCAUAACAUUUAUGGUCCUUUUGGAACUUGGAAAGGUGGCCGUGAGAAGGCACCUGCUGCUUUUUGCAGAAAGGCAAUCACUUCCAUCAACAAGUUUGAGAUGUGGGGAGAUGGACUUCAAACUCGAUCCUUCACCUUUAUUGAUGAAUGCGUGGAAGGUGUGCUGAGAUUGACCAAGUCGGACUUCCGGGAGCCGGUGAACAUUGGAAGUGAUGAAAUGGUUAGCAUGAAUGAGAUGGCUGAGAUUGUUCUCAGCUUUGAGAACAAGAAGCUCCCGAUCCAUCACAUUCCUGGCCCAGAAGGUGUCCGAGGCCGUAACUCAGACAACACCCUGAUCAAAGAGAAGCUUGGUUGGGCUCCCACAAUGAAGCUGAAGGACGGGCUGAGAAUUACCUACUUCUGGAUCAAGGAACAGAUUGAGAAAGAGAAGGCUCAAGGUAUUGACUUGUCCAUUUACGGAUCAUCUAAAGUGGUGGGAACCCAAGCACCAGUUCAAUUGGGUUCACUUCGUGCUGCCGAUGGCAAAGAAUGAAGUGGUUGAAGCUUCAAUGGCCAUUCUAUUGUGAUAAAGAAUACCAAAAUUUUCCCCUUGAUAUGGUUAUGGACAUACGAUAUUGCACUCGUAAGUUAUACAUGGUUAUGGAGUACUAGGAAGGUAUUUGAGUGGACCAUUAAUUGCUUAAACUAUAUAUAUAUAUAUUUUUUUCUUGUUUGUAUCAUGUUGCUGCAUUUCAGGGAAGUUAUCAUACCCAUUUCAUCAGAUGUCUUGCAACUUUUUGCUUUGAUAUUGUAUUUUGGCAUUGGUUGGCAAAAUUCUCUCAUUCAUGUUGAAUUUUGUGAUACCUAAGUGGUAAAACUUAGCAGCUAUAAAUGGAAUUGUUGUGGAGGCGGCUGCAAUUCUGUGAAUAAAAUCCUUCGAUUUAAGAGUUCAA
Messenger RNA from Hevea brasiliensis (rubber tree), 1825 nucleotides. Its product is annotated as GDP-mannose 3,5-epimerase 2. NCBI's taxonomy places the organism in Eukaryota, Viridiplantae, Streptophyta, Magnoliopsida, Malpighiales, Euphorbiaceae. The transcript has 7 exons. Gene Ontology annotation, molecular function: GDP-mannose 3,5-epimerase activity; NAD binding. The coding region runs from base 295 to 1425 and encodes 376 amino acids. The record is from RefSeq and is a predicted model, not a curated record.